Oncorhynchus mykiss (rainbow trout) is the source of this 1915-nucleotide messenger RNA. RefSeq lists its product as uncharacterized. NCBI's taxonomy places the organism in Eukaryota, Metazoa, Chordata, Actinopteri, Salmoniformes, Salmonidae. The record is from RefSeq and is a predicted model, not a curated record.
AUGGGGGAGGGAGCUUUUGAUCACAGAGCUCUGUUUGCAGCAUCCCUGGAGCAGCUACUGUUAUCUAAAACAUAAGGGCCAGGAUAGGGGAACAGAUCUAAAGAAGAGAUAGACGGGGAAUCCUCUGGAAUCAUCCAGGGGUCUGGUUGCUUUGUGUGGAGUGGAGCAGGAGGUGAGAAGAAGUGUUUUCCAUGUAAACACCCCCUCAGAAGGGAUAAGCGGAGGAGCGGUAGAGAGAGGAGGAAGGGUAGAGAUAGGAGGGGUAGAGAGAGGGGAAACGUUCCUUCUCCCUAGGAUAUUACCCCUCUAUCUGGCUACCUACUAUGGCUCCUUUAAAAAAAAUAGUGGUAAUCCCAUCACAUCAAGGAAAGGUUUCAAGCAGACCACCAUAGUCCCUGUGCCCAAGAACGCAAAGGUUCUGCCUGGAGAGUGUGUUCUGGUGUACUCAAUGCAUUCCCAAUGCUUCAGCAGACCUCAGUCCAGAGAGAGUCAACCUGUGGCUGUUGUGACACACCUGAGAUACAGACAAGAGUCACAUUGAGACAACCACAGCAGUGGGACACAAGACAACUCUCCACAUUGCUUUGUUGUUUCCUCUUAGCUGAAACCAUGGAUAUGACUACGGCCAAGACGACCGCAAGCUUUCUCUCCACUGUCUCCAGCACCUCCAUGAACCCCAUUCUCACUGUUACAACGGACGCCAGGAUGGAACAUGAGAUGGUCACAGAGUCCAGGACAAAACUCAUGACCACUAGCAUUACUAUAACAACAACCAAUGAGACAAGCUUCAAUGCCACCAAGCUGCCAGAGUUGGAGCUCGAGGGCUCUGAGAUGGGCAUGGUGUUGUUGCCCUUUGGCAUCAUCACUGUAAUUGGCCUGACAUUGGUCGUGAUGCUGUAUAUCAGGAAACGGAAGAGACUGGAGAAGCUGAGGCACCAGCUGAUGCCCAUGUAUAACUUUGAUCCGGCAGAGGAACAGGAUGACUUGGAACAGGAACUACUGGACCACAACCUCACAGGACCCAAUAACAAGACUCUCACGACCUCCCAGGGGACGACACAGAGGCCCAGUCGCCUGGUCUUCACAGACGUAGCCAACGGUCUCAAUGCAUAACUACACUCUUAAAGACAUGAGAGGGGACUGGGGGACAUGGGGAGGGGACUAGCUAUUCCGUCAUUGAGAUAUGUUGCUCAGGAAAAAAAGGAAAACUGGAAUGAAGGCCAUGGAAACAUACUGAUGUCUGGGGGAUGUUUUUCAGGCUGGGCUAUAAGGGAAUUCUGAUGUUUAAGUUGUAAUGUAGUCAUAGUUUAACUGUGAGGUUCUCCAUCAUUGUCAUUAGUCCACAUCGUUUACAGUUCUUAAAUUGUCUCCAGUGACUAUGGUGGGAUAUAUGGGGAAAUUAGGUGAACUUUAUUGAACUAAGGAUUUUGAACUGGUUGUUAUUUGUUGCACAAAUACUUCAUGGGUUUUUGUUGGAUCACUGUCUUUCUCUGUAGUUAAGUGAUAGUGGUGGUAGAACUCCUACAUCCAUCUUCAUUGAAAACUUAGUCUAGAAUGUAUUCAUUUCCACAUGUUCGUAUUUUGCUGCUAAAUGUAGACAACCACAUUUGAGAAGAGCCUCCUCUAAAAUGGUUAUGCAAAAAUGUUGACUUUUUACUGCUUCCAUAAUGGUGGUGGACUAGAGACUUGGAACAACAAGGGAAUGGACAUUCUACACAUUGAAGAACUAAAACACGACAUCAGGAGAUCCGGAGGACAAUGCCUGGGGUACUGUAACCCACCUAGUGUACAUUACUGUACCCCUGUCCACACGUCCAAAAUGUGUCUUUCAGCACUUCUGUCUCUAUCGCCCCUUUGCCCUCAAAGUAUUAGUAUAUUUCCUCUAAGUAAUAAAGUAUUAGUAUACUUCCUCUAA